AUGCUGUUCCAGGUGGGAGGGCAGGGCGCGCGGCCCACCUUCUUCGAGAUGUCAGCCGCGCAGCAGCUGCCCGCCAGCCUCCGCGCCGCCCUCACCUACUCGCUCGGGGUUUUUGCGCUAAGAAGACCAUUACUACACAAAGUUUUAGAUUAUGAAGACGAAUUCUUUGCUUUGUUAAUGGGCGUCCUUGAGUCCCAUAGUCUACGGACAACAGAUGGUUCCUUUUCAGAGUCAUUAUAUGGUCUCAGGAGGAGACCUGUUAAGGUUUCAGUGAAGAGAAAAAGUCCUGGUACAGAAUCCAGUGACAAAGUCUAUGAUUCUGCACUAAGGAAGCGCCAGAAAAUCCUUUCGGUUGUUUUUUUGGUUGUUUUGCCAUAUUUUAAGUCAAAGUUGCAGUCUAUAUAUAACAAAGAAAGGGAAGCCAGGUUGCAGGCAACCCUUUGGGGUCAGGAUGAUGUUAGAUUUGAUGAAGCUGGCUUUGUAUUAGAUCAGGAGCAGACUUCUCAAGCACAGACUGAACCUACAACUGGAGAAGUGUCAAAUUUGACACGUUUUAAAAAGAAUUUUGUGUCACUUAUAGGUGUUUGCUAUCCAUGGAUUCAUGCAACUAAUGAAGGUCUCUCGUUUGCAUACCAGCUCUUGUAUCUGUUGGAUGCUACUGGAUUUUAUAGUCCAGCACUGCAUGUGCUUGGGCUUCAUGUUUGUCGUGCUACUGGACAAGAGCUGAUGGAAUCAUCUUCUAGGAUAUCAAGGAUUAGAAAUCGUGAACUUGAGAGACUUCGUGGUCCUCCAUGGUUCAAGGCUGUGCAACGAGUGUUCCUUAGUUGUGUGUACACAACUCUAGAUUAUGCACAAACCGGUUUAAUUGCUGCAGUCUUCUUUUUCAAGAUGAUGGAGUGGUGGUAUCAAUCUGCUGAAGAAAGAAUGUCAGCUCCAACUGUAUAUCCGCCACCCCCUCCUCCUCCAACUCCGAAGGUUGCCAAAGACGGGAUUCCCUUGCCACCUGACAGGACGCUCUGCCCCCUGUGCUGCCAGAAGCGCACUAACCCCUCUGUUCUUUCUGUUUCUGGUUUUGUUUUUUGCUACAGCUGCAUAUUCAAAUCUGUCUCUCAGGUGGGUGUUCUACAGAUCUAG
Miscanthus lutarioriparius is the source of this 1134-nucleotide messenger RNA. NCBI's taxonomy places the organism in Eukaryota, Viridiplantae, Streptophyta, Magnoliopsida, Poales, Poaceae. The record is from the annotation of a GenBank genome assembly.